This is a messenger RNA of Telopea speciosissima, 1160 nucleotides long. Its product is annotated as protein BIG GRAIN 1-like E. Gene Ontology annotation, biological process: auxin-activated signaling pathway. Bases 113 to 1054 code for a protein of 313 amino acids. The transcript has a single exon. The record is from RefSeq and is a predicted model, not a curated record. Lineage: Eukaryota; Viridiplantae; Streptophyta; Magnoliopsida; Proteales; Proteaceae.
CAAUCAUUCCAAAUCCCUACUUUAUGCUUCCCUAGACCCAUAAGUACCACUCCACGCAUGUAAGCAACUUCAAAAACCCUUCUCCAUCUUCCUCAAGCUGCCCUCAUCAACCAUGCCAAUCACAGGGUUUCCACACCAAGAAAGGAUCUACAAGAAGCCAUCCCACAAAAAGAAUGAUUCAGGUGAGCUUGAUGUGUUUGAAGCUGCAUGGUAUUUUGCUGGCACCAAUGAAGGCAUUGGUGAGUUGCAUGGUUCAAAUUUCUCUCAUAAGGCUAUGAGAGAAGAAAGGAAGGUAUGGGGAGGAAGAAGGAUGAGUUUAGACAUGCCCAUAAGAAACCCACUUCCUUCCCAAGCCCAUCAGGUGGAAAAGCAAUUCAAAGAGAAGAAAUAUAAGCAACCCAGCUCUCCUGGCGGAAGACUUGCUAAGCUUUUGAAUUCUAUCUUCAGUCAUGCAGCUUCUAAAAAGAAGAAGUCAAAAUCCACUACUCAAUCCGUGAAAGAUGAAGAGAGCCCAGGAGGAAGAAGAAAAAGGAGGAGCAGCGUUAGUCAUUUUCGAAGUGCCAGCACUCCAGACUGCAAAUCUUUGUAUUUAUCUUCAAGCUCUGGUUUCAGAACACCUCCUCCUUAUGCAGACACUCCCACAAAGUCCUACAAGGAUUUUUUAAGCUAUUCUGAUCACAAGCAAGUGGUGCCUUUGUCAAAGCACAUUAAUGGGCAGGUAAGAUCACCUAUGGGCUUAAAACAUGAGUUAUUAGAUGAGAAGAGAAACAUGGAUUUCGCUUGGUUGGAUGAAAAAUUCAAAAUCUAUAAUGAAUUUUCAGAGAAAAGCAAGAAUUAUGGAUAUAGUUCUUUAGAGAAAGAUAGGAUAUCAGAGACGAAGAACUUGGGGAAAUUUGAUGAAGUAGAUGAUGGAGGAGAGAGUGACUCGAGCUCUGAUCUAUUUGAGCUUCAGAACUGUGACUUGGGUUUCUACUCCAGUGGUUUACCAGUUUAUGAAACCACACACAUGGAGAGCAUCAAAAAGGGAGCACCAAUUGCUAACGGUACCCGAUAAGAGCACUUUACCUUUUCUGAACAGUUUAUAUUUCUUCUUUUGGUUAUUUCAAUUUCUGUAGAAUGUUGGAAUGUUUUCUUAUCUUCUUCUCUCCGGCUCAAAUCUC